This is a messenger RNA of Tetrahymena thermophila SB210, 1440 nucleotides long. RefSeq names its product cyclin-dependent kinase-like Serine/Threonine kinase family protein. Gene Ontology annotation, biological process: intracellular signal transduction; protein phosphorylation. Gene Ontology annotation, cellular component: cytoplasm; nucleus. The record is from RefSeq and is a predicted model, not a curated record. Gene Ontology annotation, molecular function: ATP binding; protein serine/threonine kinase activity. Lineage: Eukaryota; Ciliophora; Oligohymenophorea; Hymenostomatida; Tetrahymenidae. The transcript has 3 exons.
AUUUAAUUCAAUAAAAAAUUAAGAUUUAAUAAAUUGCUGAAUUUGCGAUUUAAUUUAAGAAAAUUUGGUCUACUAUCAUAACUAAUAAACAAAAGUUGCCAAAAAUUUUACAAUAGAUAUAGGCACAUUUAUAGCACCAUGGAAAGAUAUAAAAUUAUAGAAACUAUCAGUGAUUAAGAGUAUGGCACGAUUGCUAAAGCGAUUAACAUUUAGAAUAAAUAGAAGUAUAUAGUCAAAAUUCUUCGAAAAAAGUUUUAUACUUGGCAAGAAUGUAUAUAAGUGAGAGAAGUAAAAGCUCUAAGACUUUUUUCGCAUCCCAACAUUAUAAAGAUAAAAGAGCUUAUUAAAUAGAGAGAUGAAUUGAUAUGUGUAUAUGAGUAUUAUGAGAAAAGUUUAUUUGAUUAUUAUUAAGAGAUGCGUGAUUUGUGUGAUGAAUUCUCAGAAAGAUAAAUAAAAGAAAUUAUGUUUCAAAUUAUAUCAGCAAUAACCUAUAUGCAUGAUUAAAAAUUCUUUCAUCGCGAUCUAUGCCCAGAAACUAUUUCAGUGAAUACUUAUAAUUCAGAUUUGUUAAAUUCUUCUAAUAUUUCUGUCAAAAUAUCCUCUUUUACUGUAACUAGAGAAAUUUCACAAAGAUUUGCUCCAUACACAGAUUAUAUAACAACUAGAUGGUAUAGAGCUCCAGAAUAAUUAGUACAUUCUAAUACCUACACUCAUAAAGUAGAUAUUUGGGCAAUAGGUUGCAUAUUUGCUGAACUCUACUUAAUGGGACCUCUCUUUAAUGGAAUAAGUGAACAAGAUUAACUUUUAAGAAUUAUGAAAGUUUUUGGAACUCCAAGUUAAUAAGAUUGUCCUGAAUUAUUUACAUAUGCAAGUCAUAUGAAAUUCUAACUUCCUUAGUUGAAUCCUACUAAUUUAAGUUAGAUUUUCCCUAACGCAUCUACGGAAGCGUUGGAUUUAAUGAAAUAAAUAUUCAGGUACAACCCAUUACAUAGGCCUUCAUGCGAUUAAUUACUUAAACAUCCAUUCUUUUCUGAAUUAAAUAUAUAAAAUAUUCCUAUGUAUAAUACACCAUCGAAUAUUAUAUAAAAAAUGUAAAAAAAGUAAGACUUCGAAGAAUAUUUUGAAAGCAUUAAAGAAUAAGCAGAUUCUGAAAAAAAUUCAGCAGAUAAAGAAAAUUCGCCAGAAUUAUAAAAUUCAUAAAAAAAAUCCAAAUUUUCAUAAAACUUAAUUAAUCCUAAAUAAGAAAAUGAUGAAUUCACUCCUACCAAUUGCAAUGGGGAGGAUAAUUAGUAACAAUUUAGUCAUUUCUUUUAAAAACACAUUGAAUAAAAUAAAGAUUUAGGAGAACAUGAUUUAGAUAGCAAAUCAAAUUAUUAGGUAUCUGAUAUUAAUAGUAUAGAUAACACUGGAAAAAACUAAGAUUUUACUCCAUCGUCAUGA